CGCGCACGACGUCCAAGACAAAGCGCACCAGGAGGGAAAGGCGCUGCUUUAUCUUUAAGAGACCAAGAAAAGCACAUCGACUCUCUCAAAAAAGAAAACUUUAACAUCAAACUACGCGUUCAUUUCCUCGAGGAGCGUCUUGCCCAGCUUGCACCAGACCAGAUCGAUGCUGCUCUCAAACAGAACAUCAAUCUCAAGAUCGAGGUCCAGCAACGUGGUCUUGAGAUCAAGAAACUCAAGAAACUCGUCUUGGAGCUCGAGCGCGAGUUA
Messenger RNA from Suillus subaureus, 270 nucleotides. Its product is annotated as microtubule associated-domain-containing protein. Gene Ontology annotation, molecular function: protein kinase binding; microtubule binding; gamma-tubulin binding. The transcript is spliced from 2 exons. Gene Ontology annotation, cellular component: perinuclear region of cytoplasm; microtubule organizing center; pericentriolar material. The annotation marks the transcript as partial. Gene Ontology annotation, biological process: positive regulation of DNA-templated transcription; negative regulation of centriole replication; chromosome segregation. The record is from RefSeq and is a predicted model, not a curated record. Lineage: Eukaryota; Fungi; Basidiomycota; Agaricomycetes; Boletales; Suillaceae.